Messenger RNA from Amoebophrya sp. A25, 199 nucleotides. The record is from the annotation of a GenBank genome assembly. NCBI's taxonomy places the organism in Eukaryota, Dinophyceae, Syndiniales, Amoebophryaceae.
GGCAACAAUAACGCGUGUUCUGCACGGUGCACAAAGCGUGCGAAAUCUGUGGAAGAUAUUUUGGUAGGCACAGAUAGCAAGAGGAACAGCUGCAGGACGACCGCGACGAAAACGGCGCAUGGAUGUUUAAGGUUAUUAUGUGACAGCAUAACCACAAAUGCGCAGACGGCGCUCAUGUGAAAAGUCGAUGAGAGAGGAU